AUGAGAAGGGAAGAAGGAGCUCCCCCUUUGUCAGACACCCAUCUCACCUGCUUGGCUAUGGAGUGUGUGCAGGUUUCACCUGUGCAGCAACAAGGCAAAGCUGUUGAGGGGGACCGUGUGCUGCUGCUCCUGCCCGCUCCUGCUGUGCAGAAGGAAGAGGGCUCUGACCCCUGGGCUGCUUCCCAACUGAACAAUAGCCAAGAUGGCAUGAAGGCGUUUCAAGACACUAAGGAGUUUUGUUCCAACAGUACAGAGAGCCUUCCCUCCCAGCAGGACCAUCCUUAUGUCAGAGAUACUGUAGAGCGUUGUACUGCGUGUUCUUUAAAGGAGGACCCGAAGGAGAGUUGUGAUGGGGCAGAGGAGGACUUGAAACCGUUGGAGACUUUGAACCAUCAGCCGGAACGGUCAUUGGUCAACGAAGCGGCUGACGGAAACAACACCUCUUUGGUUGCAGAACCUCUUGGGACGACUGCUCAAGAAGGACUUAGGGACAAGGAACGGUCUGCUUCCGAGCAAAAUAAGCAUUUGCCUGACAAAGCUGAGUCCUCUUCUCAGAACUGCUGUUUAAGCUUGGAAGCAGCAAGUGGGGACACACCAGCAGAUGACCUAUUAAACCAGGGUUCUCCACCAGUGGAUGAGGGGAAGCUGAAGCCCGGGGCAAAGCAUGUGACUUUUCCUUCGGAUGAAGACAUCGUGUCUGGUGCCGUGGAGCCUAAAGACCCUUGGCGGCAUGCCCAGAAUGUGACUGUGGAAGAAGUUCUCACCGCCUACAAGCAAGCCUGUCAAAAAUUAAAUUGCAAACAGAUACCCAAACUACUGAAGCAGGUCCAGGAAUUUAAAGAUCUAACCCCUCGGAUAGAUUGCCUGGAUCUAAAAGGUGAAAAAUUAGACUACAAGGCUUGUGAAGCUCUGGAAGAGAUUUUUAAGCGCCUCCAAUUCAAAAUUUUGGAUUUGGAGCAAACCACGACGGCUCUGAAAAUGAACAUGAACCUGCGGGAACUUUACCUGGCGGAUAAUAAACUCAACAGCCUCCAAGACUCGGCUCAGCUCGGCAACCUGUUGAAGUUCAACUGUUACAUACAGAUCCUGGACCUCAGGAACAACCACGUCCUGGAUUCAGGACUGGCCUAUAUCUGUGAAGGGCUGAAAGAACAGCGGAAAGGCCUGGUCACCCUCGUGCUGUGGAAUAAUCAGCUGACUCACACCGGCAUGGCCUAUAUGGGGAUGACCCUG
This is a messenger RNA of Protobothrops mucrosquamatus (brown spotted pit viper), 1233 nucleotides long. It is a transcript of the gene PPP1R37, whose product is annotated as protein phosphatase 1 regulatory subunit 37. The annotation marks the transcript as partial. Lineage: Eukaryota; Metazoa; Chordata; Lepidosauria; Squamata; Viperidae. The transcript has 6 exons. The record is from RefSeq and is a predicted model, not a curated record. Gene Ontology annotation, molecular function: protein binding.